AUUCUUCUCUCAGCACAGCCAGCAUUGCUUUCCUUCAGACAGCCUACGGAGAGAGAACUCUACACUUCUGCAGCCAUGAUGAGUGUCGUAUUGAAGAUGAUGUGCGUUCUGCUUUUUGCAGUGUUUGUCUCCGCUGAACAUAUGCCCAUGACUGACUUCGACCUGGAAAAGAUGGGUGGAAAGUGGUAUAUCAUUGGUAUGGCUACAAAUGCAGAAUGGUUUGUUAGUAACAAGGCAAACAUGAAGAUGGGAACUGCUAUGCUGGUUUCUACCGAAGAUGGAGACCUUGACCUUACGUACACAAAUAUGAAUGAGAACGGUUCCUGCUGGAGGAUGAAUCAUCUUGCCAACAAAACUGAAUCUCCGGCACGCUUCGUCUUUACUAGUCAGCGUUGGGGAAAUGACAAUGAUAUGCGUGUGGUUGAUGCCAGAUUUGAUGAAUAUGCCUUCAUCCACACCAUCAAGACCAAGGGAGGUGUAUCUGAGCUUUUCAACGUACUCUACGGUCGUAACUCAACAGUUACUGAAGACUUGGUGGAGAAGUUCAAGACCUUUUCUCUAGACACUGGCAUCCUGGAGGAAAACAUUGUCAUUCUGCCACCAAAUGAAGAAUGCCCAUCUGCUUAAGAGUCUCAUCAGCUAAGAAAACAACACUGCCAUCUCACCUGGAAACACAGAACUGAACAUAUGGUCUCCAUUCUGCUUGGUUUUUAGUCUCUUAGACUUAAUAUGGAAACAGGAAUUGGUCCCUCCUUGUGCCUUAAAUGCGUUUACAUAACCAAAUCAAUGCUUCUCCAAAUGAAGUCUCAAGGGUCCUGCUAUCAAGAUUUCUGGAAUGUAGGUUUCUACAAAUGAGACGUCUUUGAAAAUAAUUGUAUUAUGCAAUGUUCUUUUGUAUACUGCUAUCAAAAUAAACCUUUUCACAAAAUGA
Molecule: messenger RNA, 931 nt
Organism: Triplophysa dalaica
Lineage: Eukaryota; Metazoa; Chordata; Actinopteri; Cypriniformes; Nemacheilidae
Product: lipocalin-like
Exons: 6
Coding region: 76-627 (183 amino acids)
Molecular function (GO): small molecule binding
Source: RefSeq, a predicted model, not a curated record